UGGUCGCUCUGGGGAGGGCAGCGAUUGGCAGGAGGACUCCUCGGGGCGGUCCAUUCAAAGGAAAGAGGAAGAGCAACCAGGAAGAGCCCUCGCUGUAAAGUCCCGCCUCCACUUCCGGGAACAAACAGAACUAAGGCCCCAUAUUGACUCUGCCGCGGACGGGCUCGGAGCGAGGAGGACGGGCGAGCCCGGCGGAGGAAGGAAGGCAGGAAGGAGGCGCCGCCCGAGAGGAGAGGAGGCCCUGCGGAGCAGCCCCGGGAGGAGACGGCGGGAAGGCCCGGCAGGGAUGAGCCGAAGGGGACUCCGGGAAAGGAGGCCGCCUGGAGGGAGAAGCAGGGAGCAGGAAACGGGCGGAGACCCCGAGACGGGCCUGGAGGGCGGAGGGUCCUUCAGAAGAGGCGGAAGACCCGGGAAUCCCCAGAGAAUCCAGGAGGGAGGAGAGAAACAUAAAUGCCCGGAAUGUGGAAGAUUCUUCAAAAGAAAUAGAGUUCUUGUAAACCAUCUAAGAAUCCACACAGGAGAAAAACCAUUUAAAUGCCCGGAAUGUGGAAAGCGUUUCAGUCUGAGGGGAAACCUUUAUACACAUCAAAGAAUCCACUCAGGAGAAAAACCAUAUAAAUGCCUGGAGUGUGGAAAGCGUUUCAGUCUGAGGGGAAACCUUUAUAGACAUCAAAGGAUCCACUCAGGAGAGAAACCGCAUAAAUGCCUGGAGUGUGGAAAGAGCUUCAAUCUGAGAGGAAACCUUUAUAGACAUCAAAGGAUCCACUCAGGAGAGAAACCGCAUGAAUGCAUGGAGUGUGGAAAGAGCUUCAAUCUGAGAGGAAACCUUUAUAGACAUCAAAGGAUCCACUCAGGAGAGAAACCGCAUAAAUGCAUGGAGUGUGGAAAGAGCUUCAAUCAGAGCAGCUGUCUUUAUAGACAUCAAAGAAUCCACUCAGGAGAGAAACCGCAUAAAUGCAUGGAGUGUGGAAAGAGCUUCAAUCAGAGCAGCUGUCUUUAUAGACAUAAAAGAAUCCACUCAGGAGACAAACAGCAUAAAUGCCUGGAGUGUGGGAAGAGCUUCAGUCAAAGGGGACACCUUUAUACACAUCAAAGGAUCCACACAGGAGAAAAACCACAUAAAUGUCUGGAGUGCGGAAAGAGAUUCAGUCAGAAGAGUAGUCUUUAUACACAUCAAAGGAUCCACACAGGAGAAAAACCACAUAAAUGCCUGGAGUGUGGAAAGAGAUUCAGUCGGAGGGGACAUCUUUAUAUACAUCAAAGGAUCCACUCAGGAGAAAAACCAUAUAAAUGCCUGGAGUGUGGAAAGAGCUUCAGUCAGAGGAGCAGCCUUUAUGUACAUCAAAGAAUCCAUUCAGGGGAGAAACCGUAUGAAUGCCUGGAGUGUGGAAAGAGGUUCAAUUGUCAAGGAAACCUUUAUGCACAUAAAAGAAUCCACUCAAGAGAGAAACAGUAUAAAUGCCUGGAAUGUGGAAAGAGUUUCAGUCAGAGGGGAGACCUUUAUUUACAUGAAAGAAUUCACUUUGGAAAAAAACUAUAUAAAUGCCUGGAUUGUGGAAAGAGGUUCAGUCGGAGGGGAAACCUUUAUACACAUCAAAGAAUCCACUCAGGAGAGAAACCGCAUAAAUGCCUGGAGUGUGGAAAGAGCUUCAGUCGGAAGGGAAACCUUUAUAGACAUCAAAGAAUCCACACUAGCGGAGAAGCCCUAUAAAUGCCAAUUUAGCUUGGAACCAUUGCAAUUACCUUUUUAAAAAAAUAACGGCUGCUAGCCAGCUCAAGCAUCUUCAGCUAGCAAAGGCAAAAACCGGAGCUGGCUUGGCACUUGUUUGGCCAUGUGGCCAUGGACAAAAAAAAAAAAAACAAAAAAA
Crotalus tigris (Tiger rattlesnake) is the source of this 1868-nucleotide messenger RNA. Its product is annotated as zinc finger protein 665-like. Gene Ontology annotation, cellular component: nucleus. Gene Ontology annotation, molecular function: RNA polymerase II cis-regulatory region sequence-specific DNA binding; DNA-binding transcription activator activity, RNA polymerase II-specific. The record is from RefSeq and is a predicted model, not a curated record. The coding region runs from base 287 to 1711 and encodes 474 amino acids. NCBI's taxonomy places the organism in Eukaryota, Metazoa, Chordata, Lepidosauria, Squamata, Viperidae. The transcript has 2 exons. Gene Ontology annotation, biological process: regulation of transcription by RNA polymerase II.